Molecule: messenger RNA, 960 nt
Organism: Impatiens glandulifera
Lineage: Eukaryota; Viridiplantae; Streptophyta; Magnoliopsida; Ericales; Balsaminaceae
Product: myb-like protein X
Exons: 3
Coding region: 1-960 (319 amino acids)
Source: RefSeq, a predicted model, not a curated record
AUGGAGAAGAGUUUAUACAGUGGGGUGGACUUUGAACAAAUAGACAAUUUAACUGAUGAUUUGUUUGAGGGAUUUACAAAUGGGAAGAGAGUCAGCCGUGAAGGUGAAUGUGAAGAUGAAGAACCUAAAGAACCUACUCUCAAACCUGCCAACAGGAAGAGAAAAGCUGAAGAUGGAGAUCAAGAUGUAAAUACUACUCUUAAAGAAGCCAACCUGAAGAGAAAACUUGAUUAUGAUAUAGAAUCUAGUCCCGAACAUUAUCCCAAACCUGCCAACAUUCUUAGUCCCCCCAUCGCGACGUCAAAUCCUCAAUCACCUGCAGCACCUACUGUUGGAUGUAAAUGUGAUGAGCUGAAGGAGGAGCUCAAAGAGUUGAAAAUAGACAUAAUGACCAUCAAAGAAACUCAACAAAAUCACCAUGCUUAUAUGAGAAAGUUGGAGAUGAAGACGAAUGAAGGUGAAGAUGCGAAGAAGGAGAAGAUGAAUGAGGAGAUGGAGAAUGAAGAGAAGGUGAAUGAGGAGAAUAAAGAUGAAGAGAAGGAGAAGAUGAAAGGGAUGAUGAAUGAAGAUGAGAACAAUGACGGUGAGGAGAAUAAAGAUGAGAAGAAUGAAGGUGAGGAGAAUGAGGAGAAGAAGUAUGAAUGUGAGGUGAAGGAGAAUGAGGAGAAGGAGAUUGAAUGUGAGGCAAAGGAGAAUGAAGGUGAGGUGAAGGAGGAGGAAGAUGAGAAGGAGAUUAAUGAGGAGAAGAAGAAGGAAGAUGAUGAAAUAAUGCUUUGCCAAAUUAAAAUCGACACAUGCUGCUACCUCUUGAGAAAAAGGAUUGCAAAAUAUUCAAAGACAUAUAAGAAUAAAGUAGCAAUAGGGGAUUACUUACUCGGAGAUAAGUUCAGGCGACAGUACGAUACUUUUCUUAAAGAUCCUGAAGAGUAUAACAUCGAAGAAUUUGUAGAGUAUUAUUAG